Erigeron canadensis is the source of this 4823-nucleotide messenger RNA. RefSeq names its product splicing factor 3B subunit 3. Gene Ontology annotation, biological process: mRNA splicing, via spliceosome. The transcript is spliced from 15 exons. Gene Ontology annotation, cellular component: nucleus; U2 snRNP. The record is from RefSeq and is a predicted model, not a curated record. NCBI's taxonomy places the organism in Eukaryota, Viridiplantae, Streptophyta, Magnoliopsida, Asterales, Asteraceae. Gene Ontology annotation, molecular function: U2 snRNA binding; protein binding. Bases 165 to 4289 code for a protein of 1374 amino acids.
CACACCUUAUUACAUGUUUAUUCCAAUAAUAAAUAAAAAAUUAUUACCUCAACAAAUAAAUAAAUUCACUAUAUAGUGAUUUUAAUUUAAUAAUAAAUAAUUUAAAUUACUAACCCUAACUAAUUUAGUUAUUUAUCUUCUUCCUCCACCGAGGUGCGGUGGUUAUGGCGGUUUCAGAAGAAGAAUCAUCGUCGGCGAAUCGGAACAGAUCACUGGGCAGUGGCGGUGGUGCUCAUUAUCUAGCUAAAUGUGUUCUUAAAGGAAGCGCUGUUCUUCAUGUCCUUUACGCUCACUUCCGAUCGCCUUCCUCUUACGACAUCGUUUUCGGCAAGGAAACAUCGAUAGAGUUGGUAAUGAUCGAUGAUUAUGGAGUACUGCAGUCUAUAUGUGAGCAAUCGGUAUUUGGAACUAUUAAAGAUAUUGCUAUCCUUCCAUGGAAUAAGAGGGCGCAUGCUGCAACCCCUCAGGUACAAGGAAAUGAUCUUUUGCUUGUUACUUCAGAUUCUGGAAAGCUCUCGGUUCUUGCAUUUUCGAAUGAAAUGCACAGAUUCUUCCCUUUGACUUAUGUUCAACUAUCUAGCUCACCUGGAAACCUCAGGCAUUAUAUUGGUAGAAUGCUGGCUGUUGAUUCAAAUGGCUGUUUCAUCGCUAGUAGUGCUUAUGAGGACCAUCUGGCUCUAUUUUCAGUUUCUAGUUCCGUAGGUGCUGAUAUUAUUGACAAGAAAAUAUUUUGCCCUUCUGAUAUUGAAAAUAAUACAAGUACAAAUACUGGACUUACUAGUAUCCAUGGUACUAUAUGGAGCAUGUGCUUUAUCUCGAAGGAUAUGAGUCAGCCAUGUAAGGAGCAAAACCCUGUGUUAGCCAUUCUUCUAAAUAGAAAGGGAUCACUCCUUAACGAGCUUUUGUUACUAGAGUGGAACACUAGGGACAAUUUUAUCCAUGUACUUUCCCAAUAUGCUGAGCUUGGACCACUAGCACAUGAUAUAGCUGAAGUUCCCAAUUCUUAUGGAUUCGCAUUUCUCUUUAGGGUUAGUGACGCUCUUCUAAUGGAUCUUAGGGAUGCCCACAACCCUUUAUGUGUAUAUAGAACAAGCCUUAAUGUUUUGCCCUCGGUGGUAGAUUACCAUAACUUCAUUGAUGAAUCAUACCGAGCGAAUGAUGUUUACGAAGAAGGUAAUAUCUGCAAUGUGGCUGCAUCUGCUCUUUUGGAGCUUAAAGACAUAAUUAAGGAUGACGAUCCUAUGAGUAUAGAUGAUGAUAAUGGUUAUUCAUCAAAAUCAACAUCCACCCGUGUGUGCUCAUGGUGUUGGGAACCGGGGAAGGUUGAAAACCCGAGAAUGAUCUUUUGUGUGGAUACCGGGGAGCUUUUUAUGAUUGAAAUUUUUUACGAUUCCACUGGUCUAAAGGUCAACCUGUCUGAUUGUCUCUAUAAAGGUUUACCAUUGAAAGAGCUUUUAUGGGCUGAAAAUGGAUUUUUGACUGCACUCUCUGAUAUGGGUGAUGGGGUGGUAUUAAAAAUUGAAGAUGGAAAGCUACAAUACAAGAGCCCGGUCCAAAAUAUUUCACCAAUCUUGGAUAUGUCACUCGUGGAUUUCCAUGAUGAAAAACAUGAUCAAAUGUUUGCUUGUUGUGGGAUGGCUCCUGAAGGGUCACUACGGGUUAUUCGAAAUGGUAUCAGUUUAGAGAAGUUAUUAAAAACGGCCCCUGUUUAUCAAGGGGUCACGGGUACCUGGGCUGUUAAAAUGAAAUUAGUGGAUUGUUACCAUUCUUUUCUCGUGCUAUCGUUUGUAGAAGAAACACGGGUGCUUUCAGUUGGUGUAAGCUUCACCGAUGUAACUGAUUCAGUUGGAUACCGACCUGAUGUGUGCACUUUGGCGUGCGGUGUUAUUGAUGAUGGGGUGCUGGCUCAGAUCCACCAGACUGCCGUGUGUGUUGCUUUACCCACGGUUGCAGCUCACCCAGAUGGUAUCCCCUUCACGUCUCCAAAUUGCACAUCUUGGUCUCCCGAUAAUAUGACUUUUAGUCUCGGGGCUGUAGGACCUAAGUUUAUAGUUGUGGCGACCUCAAAUCCGUGCUAUUUAUUUGUUCUUGGUGUGAAACGCGUGGCAGAUUAUCAAUGUAAAGUUUAUCAGAUACAUAAGGUUGGAUUGGAGUAUGAGUUGUCGUGCAUUUCCAUUCCCCAAAAACCUGUUGUAGGAGACGCAUUGAAGUCUAAUAAGAUUGAUCUUACCAAUGGGGUUGAAAUUGGAAACACAUUUGUUGUUGGGACCCAUAGGCCUUCGGUGGAGGUGCUAUCUUUUUCACCUGAUGAAGGCAUAAGAUCUCUUGCAAUUGGAGCCAUUUCAUUUACAAAUGGUAUUGGAACAGAAGUUAGUGGUGCGGUACCUCAAGAUGUAAGGCUUGUAAAAGUUGACCGACUUUAUAUCAUUUCAGGGUUGAGGAACGGUAUGCUACUCAGAUUCGAGUGGCCAAGUUCAUCGUUAGAAUCUUUAAAAUCAUUACCAUAUGUAAGAUCUGUUAAGUCAUUAACAUUGACCUCACCGGAUAGCACCUCAUCUAUGUAUACGUCUGUUGUUUCUGAGAUGACAAAAGGCAACCACCCAGUUAGUCUUCAGGUUAUUUCAAUUCGUCGAAUUGGUAUCACACCGGCCUUUUUAGUUCCACUCAAUGAUCUCCCGGAUGCUGAUAUAAUUGCUUUAAGUGAUCGGCCUUGGCUAUUACAUACUGCAAGGCACAGUCUCUCAUACACUUCUAUUUCUUUCCAAGCAUCCACACAUGCAACUCCUGUUUGUUCGAGCGAAUGUCCCAAUGGAAUUUUGUUUGUCUCUGAAAAUAGUCUCCAUCUGGUGGAGAUGGUGCACAGCAAGAGGCUGAAUGUCCAGAAGUUCCACCUUGGAGGCACGCCACGAAAGGUUCUAUUUCAUACUGAAAGCAGAUUGUUGCUGGUUUUGAGGACGGAUCUGAGUGAUGACACGUGUUCAUCAGAUAUUUGUUGUGUAGACCCCCUGAGUGGUUCUAUCUUAUCGUCGUUUAAGUUUGAUCCUGGGGAAACAGGGAAGUGUAUGGAGUUAUUAAGGGCGGGAAGUGAACAAGUAUUGGUGGUAGGUACUAGUCUUUCUGCUGGUCCUGCUAUUAUGCCCAGUGGUGAAGCUGAAAGCACAAGAGGCAGAUUAUUAGUCCUUCGUCUCGAGCACAAACAAAACUCGGAUAGUGGUUCAAUGACGUUCUAUUCAAAAGCCGGCUCGUCAUCUCAACGAACUUCACCUUUUCGUGAAAUUAGUGGCUAUGGAGCAGAGCAACUCUCAAGCAGUAGUCUUUGCAGCAGCCCGGAUGAUAAUAGUUAUGAUGGGAUUAAGCUUGACGAAACUGAAGCAUGGAACUUAAGAUUAGAGUAUUCAACCAAUAUGCGUGGGAUAGUACUUGCUGUCUGUCCAUAUCUUGACUGCUAUUUCUUGGCCUCUGCUGGAAGUUCUUUUUACGUCUGCAGUUUCCAGAAUGAUAGGGUCAAAAGAUUGGCUGUUGGAAGGACACGAUAUAUGAUCAUGACUUUGACCACUCACUUUACUACUAUUGCUGUUGGUGAUUGUCGUGAUGGUAUUCUUUUCUACGCAUAUUAUGAGGAUCUUAAGAAGGUGGACCAACUAUACAGUGACCCUGUCCAGAGGUUGGUUGCGGAUUGCCUUCUUAUGAAUAUUGAUACAGCUGUAGUGUCGGAUCGUAAGGGGAGCAUUGCAAUUUUGUCCAGUUCGCAUCACUCAAGCGACAAUGCAAGUCCAGAAUGUAAUCUGAAGAUUUGUUCAUCCUUCUAUAUGGGUGAGGUUGCAAUAAGUAUCAGAAAGGGUUCAUUUUCUUACAAAGUUCUGGCUGAUGAUGAAAUGAGGGAAUGCGACAUUGCUAGUUCAAUUUUGGAUUUAUCACACAGUAGUAUUGUGGCAAGCACAUUGUUAGGAAGCAUAAUAAUCUUUCUUCCUAUAUCAAGGGAUGAGUAUGAGCUUUUGGAAGAGGUACAAUGUAGGAUGGCAGUUCAUCCGUUGACGGCUCCUAUUCUUGGGAAUGAUCAUAACGAAUUCCGCAGUCGUCAAAGUUCGGCAGGUGUGACAAAGAUUCUCGACGGCGAUAUGCUAGCUCAGUUUUUGGAGCUUACUAACACCCAACAGGAAGAUAUACUUGCUCAACCCCGAGCCCCUCAUAAGAACAUCAUUUCGAGUAGCUCAAAGCCACCACUCUUAUAUAUUAACGUUAAUAAGGUUGUGCGACUUCUUGAACGCAUUCACUAUGCUCUAAACUGAAACCCCCUGGGCCUUAUCAUCUUAAUUACCUUCCAAACGAUUGUGGUUCUGGCAGAACCUCUAAGAGUGUUUUUUUCCCACUGAACCCGUGAUGUAGCAACCAUCCACUUUGGCAACAGAGUGAACCCUUGAUGGAACUCUUGUGGUUUCUGGUGCUCAUAAGUACCUGAUAGAACCCCAAGUCAAAUAAGCUGACGUGGCAUUGGAUCUUUGAUCAAACAGAACAACCUUUAUAUACGUGUAGAUAAAUUUGGCAUUUAAUGCCUCUUUUCCUGGUUUACCUUUUCUUUUUUCUUAAAUUUCAAUUGUAUACAAGCAUUGUGUUGACGACACUUUUAUGGUUCAGCUUUUGUUGUAUAGAAUGAGAGCUAGAAAGUAGAAAGUAUAUACUUGUAGUAAUAUGUAAGUUUAUUGGCGUCACCUUUUAUUUUUGAGGCCAAGUAUACUUGUCUCCUGGAGACGAGACUGUAAAUACAGUGUAGGAUUCAAUCUUGAAGCGGUGUAUCUUCCAUCUGCAAUUUAGGGUGAUUUUCA